GCCGUGUGAAUUUGUGUGGCUUUACCUGGUUUAGAGCGUUAACCAUGGGUGUUUUAAACUGCAUUUUCUCUUUAUCUGUGUUCCUGUUUCUUCAAGGCCUUGGGCUGACUUUCCCUGGGGAUUCGGGAAUGACAGUACCUGAUCCACGCAAAGGAGGCUAAAUUUAUAAACUGUUAAUGUCUGGUUGGUAUUCAUAUAAUUAUAAUGUAAGUUAUGUUGUUAUGAUGUUAUGCUAGGUGCAAACUUUAUAUCCCAUAUUUGAAAUUGUGUGACUAAGCUCUUGCAGGACACGGAGAGGUGGGAGGAGAGGCUGGCUUCAGUACAGAGGGAGGGACUGUCUGUGCACUGAGCAUGGAGCUCCUCAUUCACACACAACUUAACACACAUAUACACAUGGUCUACAAUGUCCGGACAGAGAGCGAGCGAGCAGAGGAGCAGUGGAGUAGAUAGUGCUACAACCGUGCUAAAGAACUAACAGCCUAUGACAGUGACAGGGGCCAAAGAGGGGACUUGUUUCAUCUAUGGUCUACUCUAGAUGAUUCUUGCUUUGAUUUGAAAGCUUGGACAUCCAGGAUCACUCUCCAAAAUGUCCAGGAGGAGGUCGGCCGGAGAACUGGUGCCUAAGGACAUUACUGAGGUCUUAGCCCGGGAGGCGAGGGUUCAACGUGGACACAGAAAGCCGGGCAGCUCCCUGGGUCAAGCCUUCAGCUGGUUAAAGGGAGGCAAGAGGAAGAAGAGCAUUGGUAAUGGACUCAAUCAAAUUCCUGCCGGUGUGAAAGACAAUAAAGGGGCUGUGCACAUUCAUGACUCUGCCAAAGCUGGGCCAAAGGGGACAGAGGAGCAGAAGAGGUUGUCGGUGCAUUACACAGCCUCUCAGCAUUACCAGGAAAAUGUGUUCAUUGAAGGCAGCAGACCACAAUACCUGGAGGACCUGCACACUGAGGCUCAGGAGGGACUCAAAAUAUUGCAGAAAGAGCACAAAAAUGGAGUGUCCUUUCCUGAUGAUGAGAGCAUUGAUUCCACCAACACUGUGCAGCAGGAGCAGGAUAUCAGCUCCAAGGACGAAGAUGGCUGUUCGGAGUUCAGAUCCCCCUCAGGGAAUACUGAUACCAGUGUCUACUCUGCUGGGUCAACAAGACCUGGGCUCACCCGCCAAGGUUCCACAUUUAAGCCUUUGAACCCAGUGAAAAGCAUAGACCGAAACAAGAAGAGGAGCAGGCGGACAACCAUCAUGGGCAUUCCCAACCAGGUCCAAAAAGAGCUUGCCUUACGUCGACAUUCAACGUUUCAACAGCUUCCUGAAAAUAACAAUACAAGUAAUAGUCAAUCAGGAGUAGUUAUCAUCCCUACUGUUGAUGGAGGGACCCCAAUUGCAAACAAAGGAGGUGCAAGAGUACACCUUUCUGAGCUGGAGGUUUCUCAAGAGGAGAUGCUAUUGCAAAACCAUCUCCAGGCAAUGUACCAAGAUGAGCAGCACUUUAGCUUCCAGGGUUUUGGACAUCACACGGGCCCCACCUCCAUGCUGAGACCCAAAUCUGUCGCAGUUCCUGGGAUGACAUCCUCACUCUCUUCUCCAGCCACAAUGCUCAGCUUUCUACAGGAGCCGCAGGGUCCAGUGAUGUCCAUAUCUCCUCAGGCCACCUACAUGUCCACGAUAAUCCCCAACGCUGUGCUGCCCGCCUCUGUGGACGUCAUAGAGAUCGACCACAGUUUGAGCCGCACUCGAGGCAACAGCGUUCACACUGUGAGCAAAAGCAGUCUGGGAUCAGGGGACUCACCCGUUAGCCCCGUGUUGUCCAGAAGAUCAGACAUGGACAGUUCCCAAAAUGACACUACUCUGAACAAUUCCACAUCUGACUCAACUUCAGCAUUAAAUCUGAGUGUGUCCCAUUCUUCAAAGACCAUUGUUUUGAUCUCCUCCCCUGCUUCUUCCAAAAGGAGCACAUGCAGCGCAGAUUCACAAAGACUGAGUGUGAGUGAGCAAAGGAACCAGCGGGACCAUGGUGAAGAUAUCGUUAGCAUCCAUAGCUCUGUUAGUAUAAUUAGCUGUCCUACAAGUACAAGUGAACAUUUGGUUGCAGAUGUUUCUGAAGUGACCAUGUCACAAGUUGAGGAGAAAAAAAUUAAAAGGAGAAGUUUGUCAGUUACAAAAACAAAGCAACCACCGGAACCGCCACGAAGAACAAACUCCCUGCAUAGUAAUAAGAUCAGAAAUAAUGCAAAGGUUUUGGUUAACUGCCAGGAAACUGUAGUAGAGAAUGAUGCUACAAUGACUACAACUGAGGCCAGCAGAACAACAGUUACAUUAUCCACACCCAAUUCUGUCAUAGAGAAUGGAGGAACACAUCCCAAGUCGGACCCCUCUUUUUUGAAUAGAGACAAAAUGGAACGCACAAUCUCGCCAUCCAGUGGUUACUCCAGUCAAAGCGGCACUCCAACACUGUCCCCAAAAGAGUUCUCCCCAACCUCCCCAGAAAAACAAAAAAAGUUGCCAAUUAAACCAGAGAGGUCUGUAUCCCGUGCAUCAACCUCUGCGGGAUCUCCUUCCUCCUCUCUCACCUCGCUGUCAUCUGGUGCAUCUGAAACUAUCAGUCAUGAUGUUCCUUCAAAGGACUCCACAGCUGCCCAUACCAUCUCAUCCGCACUUACAAUGGAAAUCAAAAGUCUUAUGAACAUACCGCCACAUCCCAAAAUCCGAGCACCAUGUCCUCCUCCUCCAGAAGUUUGGGCUCACAAUAGACACACUGUGGAACUUCUUUUGGGAUUGUAUGGGAAUGUUGAGCUGUCACAGUCUCUAGAUGGGACAGUGAAGCAGGCAGGGACACAAACUGAAGAAAAUGAGCUGCCAGUGGAAGAGAACGGUGGGAAAGAUGAGGUGGAACUAUCAGUGGAGAAGGAACAUGGCGUAGAAGAUCAAAGUAAGAUGGAAGUGGAUAAAGAAAAUCUGAUCAUUCAGGAUGCCGCUGGAGAAGUGACAAAUGAGCAAACUGAAAAACAACUUAUCGAUCUUCCAGUUGUAACAGUGACAAUAACAGAAGAACAGCUUUCAACAGAAGAACUAAAGACCAGAAAAAGUUGCAAUGCAGAUAACCAUACUAACUUAAAAGAAAAUGGACAUCCACCAACUGACACACUUGCAAUAGAAGUGCCUAAAUUUCCAAAAGACACGCCCCCUGUCACUCCUCCACCCAGCUACCACCCAACACCCCCACUUACCAGGAAACCACCGUCAUCAAAUUCGACCCACCUUUCUGUUGAAUUUCAGAAGGUACAAGAGGAGAGCAAAGUUCCUGAAUCAUCUUGGCCUCCUCCUCCUCCACCACUGGAAGAAGCUUUUGAGGGAGGGGAUGAGACGGACUUCCCCCUUCCACCACCUCCUCCUCUGCUAAUGGAUAACCCCAUAGACAUGCCGGAUAAAGCAGAUAAAAAUGACUUGACAAAUUUAAUCAAGAAUGGAAUGCAGGAGCCAAAACAAGAGUCCCCCUCAAUACCUGUUUUGGGUCAAGAUAUGGCUCUUAAAAAAGACACGCAUUCUGACAUUUUAGUAUCUGCUAGUACAAUAAAUAACUCAGCAUCUUCAUUAUCAACUUCUUCAAGUCGAGACUCUCUGAAAGCUGAAGAUCCCUUCCAUGUUAUCCCACCCCAAACCAUAGAGAACCCACCCUCAUCUGUGAAUUUCAGAAGACAGCCCAGUACAGCAAAUAGAGCCAAAGAGUUCCAUGCCCGCCACAAAAGCAUGCCCAUUCCGAAAGAGGAUGCCAACAUACCUCUUGUCACUCCAUCCUUACUUCAAAUGGUACGGCUUAGGUCGGUCAGCAUGGUGGAAGGAGAAGGCAAUGCCCCCUCUGAGGAGAAAACAGCAAAUGUAGAACCUUUAGCACAAGAAAGCUGUCCUGUGGCUAUCCAAACUCCACAAAACAUACCACAAAAGCCAAUUCGCAAGUCACUAUCCACUAAAUCCUCAUCCCCAUUACCUUCUUCAACAGCGGUUCAACCUUCUCUGCGACUGCAAGAAGCUAUACGCAUGAAAACUGCAGCAAUGUCCACAAAGGAAAGUCUUCUAGCCAGACCGGUUGCAAGGUUACCUCCUUACAGCUCUAUAGGUGAAGCAGGAAGUGACAUGCACAAGUCCACAGCUUCCACAGCCAGCUUUAUCUUCUCGCGGAGUCACAAAAAGGUGGUCAUUGAAACUGCGGGGCCAUCUCCUGAAGCACAAAUAACCCUGAAGCAGAACUUGGCAGCAGAACUUGUGCAUUUGUCAGAACAGUCCAAGAGCAAUGCCUACUCCAACGGUGGAAUCAAAUCUGUUCCUCCACCAGUGGCCAGGAAACCAAGCUAUGACAGUGUGGGGCCCUUGCAGACGCUUCCAGGAAAUGUUGGCAUUAGGCAUCAAAUUGCUCCACUUGAGACAAAAACUACAAGAGUGACAGCGGACACAAUUGAGACACUGUUCUGAGCUACCUUUUGGUGACAAACUGAAGAGCCUGAAGAACACGCAAAGACAACAUGCAAACAAAUACUUAUAUGGACAGUAUGAACUCUGUUAUUGCUGCGUGACAAGUAUUCUAAGUAUUCCAAAAGCCUUAGCCUGUAAUGGCCUUACAUAUUUAUGCAAAAAUCAAGCCUCUCUAUUUCUUAUCACAGCUUUAUUCUGGAGUAUUUUUCUAUUUUAUUUAUCUCUAAUAAAGCCUAUGCCAGAGAUGGUAGACUUGGAACUGUAAAUAGUAUAAGUAACUUGCUUUUGGUCACCCUCUUGUGGCUGAGUUAAGUAGUAGCUAAACCUUUCUGGCACUGACAAAAGCCUUUUUGUGAAAUAUUACUUGUGUUGUGUAAUUAUUUUGUAAAAAUAAAUCAGUUGUUAAUGAAAAAUAUUUUUUUUAAAGUGCAUUUACAGCACAGCUAAAAUCUGUGUUACAAACACAAGGUAGAAAAAGUCAGCGGCACUUUGUUUUACAUUGCAGCAGUUUGUCAUUUCCUGAUCUUCAAAACAUGUUGGUAAAUGUAAAUUGUCCAUAGUUUAUUAAUACUGAGGAUUUAAUAAUGUGUAAUAUCAUAAUUACUACAACAGGUUUUGCUGCAAAUAAUAUCUAUGGUAUAGAAAAGAUGGAGAUUAAAGAAAAAUACCUUUUUAAUAAAUGAUAA
This is a messenger RNA of Boleophthalmus pectinirostris (great blue-spotted mudskipper), 5142 nucleotides long. It is a transcript of the gene nhsl3, whose product is annotated as KIAA1522 ortholog. The record is from RefSeq and is a predicted model, not a curated record. NCBI's taxonomy places the organism in Eukaryota, Metazoa, Chordata, Actinopteri, Gobiiformes, Gobiidae. Gene Ontology annotation, biological process: cell differentiation.